Lynx canadensis (Canada lynx) is the source of this 2342-nucleotide messenger RNA. RefSeq names its product centrosomal protein 63 (gene CEP63). NCBI's taxonomy places the organism in Eukaryota, Metazoa, Chordata, Mammalia, Carnivora, Felidae. Gene Ontology annotation, biological process: de novo centriole assembly involved in multi-ciliated epithelial cell differentiation; centriole replication. The coding region runs from base 29 to 2200 and encodes 723 amino acids. The transcript has 15 exons. Gene Ontology annotation, cellular component: centriole. The record is from RefSeq and is a predicted model, not a curated record.
UGUGCUGUGCGGACCCGCGAAGGCGAAUAUGGCCCUGCCCGGCACACCGUCCGGGCCAGCCAGUUGCCAAGACAAAGGGGAUUUGGCGAUGGAGGCUUUGUUGGAAGGAAUGCAAAAUCAGGGACAUGAAGGGGGAUUUUUGACAUCCUGUGAAGCAGAACUACAAGAGCUCAUGAAACAGAUUGACAUAAUGGUGGCUCAUAAAAAAUCUGAAUGGGAAGGGCAGACACAUGCUCUUGAAACUUGCUUGGGCAUCCGUGAACAAGAACUGAAGGCUCUUAGGGGUCAGUUGGAUAUGAAACACAAUGAGGUUGUAAUGUUGCGUCAACAAGUAGAAGAACAUGAAAAAGUUAAACAAGAGAUGGCCAUGGACUAUAAGCAGGAGUUAAAGAAACUACAUGAAGAAUUAGGCAGACUGAAAAGAAGCUAUGAAAGACUACAGAAAAAGCAUAUAAGGGACUUCAGAGGAAACACCAAAAAUCACAGGGAAGAUCGAUCUGAAAUUGAGAGGUUAACUGGAAAAAUAGAGGAAUUUCGUCAGAAAUCACUGGACUGGGAGAAGCAACGCCUGAUUUAUCAGCAACAGGUAUCUUCUCUGGAAGCACAGAGGAAGGCUUUGGCAGAACAAUCAGAGAUAAUUCAGGCUCAGCUUGCCAAUCGGAAACAGAAAUUAGAGUCUGUGGAGCUGUCCAGCCAGUCGGAAAUUCAGCAUCUGAGCAGUAAGCUGGAGCGGGCCAAUGACACUAUCUGUGCCAAUGAGUUGGAAAUAGAGCGCCUCACCAUGAGGAUCAAUGACUUAGUGGGAACCAAUAUGAAUGUUAUACAAGAGCAGCGGCAAAAGGAAGAAAAAUUAAGGGAAUCUGAAAAACUGUUAGAGAUUCUCCAGGAAGAAAAGAGGGAACUGAAGGCAGUUCUUCAGUCUCAAGAAAAUUUCAUCCAUGAGGAAAGAAUGCAGAAGGAGAAGCUACAAGCAAAAUUAAAGCCAACUGACAGUCAACACACAGUACAGGCCGUGAGGUCACCAGACGAGCCGCAGGCAGAAAGGAGGUACACCUCGCAAGGGCAGGAGGACUUGGGCAACGUGCUAUCUCAGCUGGAUCUCACCCACAAUAGUGAAGAACUUCUGCAGGCAGAGGUGACUCGUUUGGAAGGCAGCUUGGAGUCUGUGAGUGCAACAUGUAAACAGCUGAGCCAAGAACUAAUGGAAAAAUAUGAAGAACUGAAGAAGAUGGAAGUAUAUAACAAUGAGUACAGGGCAGAGAUUAAGAAGUUGAAAGAACAGAUUCUGCAGGCUGAACAGAGUUACAGUUCUGCAUUAGAAGGAAUGAAGAUGGAAAUCUCUCAGCUGACUCGGGAGUUACACCAGCGAGACAUCACUAUUGCCUCCACUAAAAGCUCCUCCUCUGACAUGGAAAAGCGACUCAAAGCAGAGAUACAAAAGGCAGAAGAAAAAGCAGUAGAACAUAAGGAGAUUUUGGAUCAGAUGGAGUCACUCAAGUUAGAAAAUCAUCAUCUUUCUGAAAUGGUGAUGAAAUUGGAAUUGGGUUUACAUGAGGCAAAAGAGAUUUCACUAGCAGACCUCCAGGAGAAUUAUAUUGAGGCCUUAAAUAAAUUAGUGUCUGAAAAUCAACAACUGCAGAAAGAGUUGAUGGAUACUAAAUCUAAGCUGGAGAUUUCUACUCAGAUAUGCAAAAAAAACCAUGAGAGAAUCUUUAAACCGACACACAGCAGAGCACCUGAGUUCAAGAAUACAGAGUUCAAGCCAACCCGUGGCCCGUACAGACACGAUGGAGUAAAGACUGAGCGCUGCAAAACAGGUCUUCAUUCUCCGAGACGACAGGCAUUGGAUAGUAUAGAGCCCAUGUCCAGAGUCCUCAGCCCCCUGAGCUCUCAGAUCAGCCCUUGCAGUUCCACCAUCUCUUUGCCUUCUAACUUUCUGUGUAAAACUAGCUCUUUGCCUUCAGCGCUAGAUACAAAUGAUGCCAGUUUUUCUGACACUGUCUCUGAGAGUAUAAAUGACCAGGAAGAGUUUAUGUCUUCGUGUCCCUUGCCUGUGUCUCCUCUUGGUUCAAUAGCUACCAGAUUUUUGGAAGAGGAGGAACUGCGGUCCCAUCAUAUUCUAGAGCGCCUGGAUGCCCAUAUUGAAGAACUUAAAAGAGAGAGUGAAAAGACAGUGAAACAGUUCACCACCCUAAAGUAGCCUUUUUAAAAAAUCACAAACUUGGAAAUAAAAAUGAACCCUGAAGAGUUGCUGUCACCCGACGAAGCAGCUUGUCAAAACACGAACAUGUAAAAAUAGCGAAGAUGAGACAUCCUAACACUGUUGGGAAGAAAUCUGAAAA